GUUUGGUGAUUUCAUUUUGGUUGGAAUAGGUUUCUAUGUCCAAUCACUAAUUAUGAAAGUAGAGGGAUACACGAUGACAUUAGAGGUAGUUCCUUACAAAUGAUAGCAUGACGCACAAUAUAACUUUGAAUUCACCUCACGAUGGAAUUAUUUUCCUUUAAAAAAAGAGAAAUCCAUCAUCAAAAAAUUGUGCACCUCCAAACACCAAAGCAAUGAACAAUGCUGAAUCUCCAAGCUAAGUUAAAAAAGGUUCCUCUUUUAACAAACUUCCCCACACCAACAUCCUCACUCAAUAAUCUCAACUUGUCUUCUCUUCCCCUUGGUAAAAAAAAAAAAAAAGAAAUGCAUUUCAAGAAGAAGAUGAAGUAUAUACUCAAAACCAUAUUCAACCCCAUCUUCAUGGCCUGCCGUAGUGGUUGCGGCUCUACUGUCCGGCCUUCCUCUCACAGCCAUUACACCCCGGGGCUACCGGUUUCUCCCACGGUUUUACGCAGUCCAUGUCCUAAGAUCGACGAGAGCGUCGCGAUGGCUAAGGAGUCAAACAACCCCUUCGAAGAUUACAAGAAGUCGAUGAAACAAAUGAUCGAAGAGAGAUAUAUCGAGACGGAAGACGAUCUUAAGGAGCUUCUAAGGUGUUUCUUGGACAUAAACCCUUCUCCUCAACACAAUCUCAUCGUCCGGGCUUUCGUUGACGUCUGUUCACAUCUCCGGCCACCACACGACCGCCGUGGAAAAUCCCUUGGAAAAUUACUUUGCUUAUAUGUUAAUAAUCCUCUUGAUAAUAAUAAUAACAAUGAUGACGACGACUUACACCAAACCUCCUCAUUUAAUAAAUGAGGACUGAUCCUCCUCAUGCAUCUGUCUUUCUAUACAUGUUACAAUAUUGUGAUUUGUGAAUAAUUCGUUUUUAUGAUUUCA
Molecule: messenger RNA, 918 nt
Organism: Camelina sativa (false flax)
Lineage: Eukaryota; Viridiplantae; Streptophyta; Magnoliopsida; Brassicales; Brassicaceae
Source: RefSeq, a predicted model, not a curated record